GUGUAGCAAGAACUUUCGUGGGCCCACAACGUUGACCACAUGGGAGCUGUUCCGUCAUUGGCUGUUGGAAAUGAAUGCGGAGAUAUACACGCGAAUCAAUUCGGACAUGGAGAUGAAUGGCCGCGUGCCCACCCAACUCACGCUGAGCUGUUCAACUAUGACAUCAGAGAACAAGUACGACGCAACGCCGUUUAGCCGCACAACCCCAAUGGCCAUCUCACGAAAGACCACGGUGCAAGACUUGACCAACGAGUGCGAGAGCCUGUUCCUCAGGAGAUUCCCAACG
Molecule: messenger RNA, 286 nt
Organism: Sphaeroforma arctica JP610
Lineage: Eukaryota; Ichthyosporea; Ichthyophonida
Exons: 3
Biological process (GO): error-prone translesion synthesis; response to radiation
Cellular component (GO): site of double-strand break; nucleus; replication fork
Molecular function (GO): DNA-directed DNA polymerase activity; damaged DNA binding
Source: RefSeq, a predicted model, not a curated record